ACCGUUAACCGUGAGGCGUUAAAACCAAUCAUUUUGGCGUUAGCGGCAAGCAGACGAGCUCGACUGGUUUUAGUAUUGCCCGAGUUUCUGGUCGAAAACUAGACAAAUUUUGCUGACUAAGUGGCGUUUCCUUUUCGAAAAGUGUAAAUAGUGCAACUGAUUUACUCGCUAAAACUAAAAAAGUUCCCUGUAAUUUGUUUCGAACCUACGUAGUUAACACACUCGGAAAAUGGUUUGCUGCAGACUUAUAAAGACUUACUUGGACAAUAACGGUAAUAGUAAUACUCAAUGGAGUCGUUUACCAUAUUUUAAUGAAAAUAAAACUCAACAAUAUCACGAUGAUGAGAACGCGUCCACUAAAGAUCGCCUACAACGUUUGGGCUAUACAACUGGUUAUGGUACAGUGAGUGGUUAUCCUGGUGGCACAGGCAUAUCGGCCUAUAAUCCAAUCAAACUUGACUUAGGCGGUGUGGUUUUGGGUACUUUGGUGGGUCUUGGCGUCAUUAUUAUUAUACCGAAAUUAUUAAGUGCUUUACAUGGUGGUUAUACCGGCUACGGCAGAAGUGAAACGGACAAUGAUCUAUCUUCUCUAAGUAGUUUAAUGACAAAAAUUGAUGAUAUUUUGGGGCAAAACAAUAUCGAUUCGACAACAUGUAUGCAACGUGCUAUAUGUACUUACGUACGUUCAACUGAAUACAAUAUGAAAACGGGAGCAUCUGAUCAAUUGGAUGAAUUCAUUCACAUGCUAUCGAAAAAUUCCCUAAUUGACUACCUGCUAGAUGGGACAGCAAUUAAGGAAGCUUUGGAACAGGGUAAAAAUGUGAAUUCGAAACCGUGUGAUCAAUUAUAUGUCACCUGUCCAUUGGAUAGUAAAAAACUAACACAAAUGCUUAUAAAAUUAUUACCUAAGAAAUCUUCGGCUUUAUCGUCGGUUAAUUCAAAAGCCUCACUUUAAUUAUGAUAACAUGUGAAUUUGCUUCUUGCUAACUUGAUGUUUACACACCCACACAUA
Molecule: messenger RNA, 1012 nt
Organism: Glossina fuscipes
Lineage: Eukaryota; Metazoa; Arthropoda; Insecta; Diptera; Glossinidae
Gene: Desi
Exons: 5
Coding region: 230-955 (241 amino acids)
Source: RefSeq, a predicted model, not a curated record